Coregonus sp. 'balchen' is the source of this 11539-nucleotide messenger RNA. The record is from the annotation of a GenBank genome assembly. NCBI's taxonomy places the organism in Eukaryota, Metazoa, Chordata, Actinopteri, Salmoniformes, Salmonidae.
AUGUCACUGAGCCAUACUGUGACGGUCAGCGAUACUACUGGAGCCUCAGGUAAGAAUGGCACAAACAAUAGUGAUUCAUACCUUUUUGUAAAAAUGUCAAAAUAUGAUACAUAUAAACUGAUACCAGGCUUUAAAAUGACAUUUAAACUGUAAAAUGAAACAGACCUCAAUGUCAUUCAGAAAGUAAGCGUAAGUAAGAUAUAAGUGAAACACUAUCAUUGAAAAAGAACAUCAAAGAGCAUCUGUUUCUUUCACACAAAAAAUGCCUUUUCUUAUUAUACAGUAUGUUCUCGACAUCAAUGGACCUCUCUCACUGCUUAUUAUGAUACAGAUCAUUUAGAAAACAAAACCGAAAGCAACAGAAUGUUUCUGAAUAAAUAUAGACGGUUCACACUAGGAUUACAUCCUAUAUUGGGCCAUUUGUUUUCUUCUUUUUUUUCUUCUGUUUCAGUUGCCUCUGUUCAGUCUGUCUAUGGAACAGACGGAAGCUAUGAAUCCAUUCUGGCUCCCCUACUGUAAACCUACUGUUCAGAGCCACCACAACUGGGACUGUUGUAUCCUGUGACGUAUGUACUACGGUAUAACGCCUUGUGGCACACACACACACACACACACACACUUUACCAGGGACUGUGGGACAAGCCAAAGAUUGAUGCACACCCAAGCCGAGCCCUUGUUGGUUCUGAUCCAACAGUACAACAUGGACUAGAUACCUAGCUGGGUCGCCCCUGGUCCUGAGUAACGGCCCAUUUACGUCCCAUAGUUCUGGCCCAGCAGAGCCCUACGGUCCAUUUAUGGCCAACUGGUUCUGGCCCAGCAGAGCCCUAGCAGCCUGUGUGGGUCAAGGCGGAUGUGAGUGAUAUAGUCCGGGGACGGCCCAAUGUAUCUUUUCCUUCUGGUUGGCAUGGCGCCAAGCAGCCUAAAUAUCUCCAGUUGCAGCGGGAGAGAAAGAGGAAAGAGAAAAUGUUUGUGAGAGAGAGAGAGAGAGAGAGAGAGAGAGAGAGAGAGAGAGAGAGAGAGAGAGAGAGAGAGAGAGAGAGAGAGAGAGAGAGAGAGAGACUGUGUCUGUGUGUACGUGUGUGUGUUUGUGUGUUUGUGUGUGUCUGUGUGUGUGUGUGUGUGUGUUCUACUUUAUGUCUUUAUCCUGGCAUCUCGCUGGGAGGGGAUAAAGCAGGUGCUUACAUGGCUCAGCGCUCCCCUAUGACUAGUGCCAGCACCAGGGGCAACCGCUACCGUGCGCCCAGCGUUAAUCACCAUGUUCCCUGCCAUUACACACACACACACACACAGAGGUACGUACACACACACAUUCACACUCUCUCACACACACGUAAACACACACACUAACACUGGGGCUCAGCGCCCAUGGGGAACCAGGAAACAGGGGUUAAUCUGACAGUGAUCUAGUGACUAGGGUGUGAGAGUUACACUGUAGAGAGUAAUUCUCCACUGAUAACAACUGGAGGGUGUGUUUGUGUCCCCUGCUGAUUUUGUACGUUCGCCCACUGACAAAGAAAUGAUCAGUCUAUAAUUUUAAUGGUAGGUUUUUUUGAAGAGUGAGAGAAAGAAUAACAACAACAAAUUCCAGAAACACGCAUGUCAAAAAUGUUAUAUAUAAAUUGAUUUGCAUUUUCAUGAGGGAAAUAAGUAUUUGACCCCUCUGCAAAACAUGACUUAGUACUUGGUGGCAAAACCCUUGUUGGCAAUCACAGAGGUCAGACGUUUCUUGUAGUUGGCCACCAGGUUUGCACACGUCUCAGGAGGGAUUUUGUCCCACUCCUCUUUGCAGAUCUUCUCCAAGUCAUUAAGGUUUCGAGGCUGACGUUUGGCAACUCGAACCUUCAGCUCCCUACACCGAUUUUCUAUGGGAUUAAGGUCUGGAGACUGGCUAGGCCACUCCAGGACCUUAAUGUCCUUCUUCUUGAGCCACUCCUUUGUUGCCUUGGCCGUGUGUUUUGGGUCAUUGUCACGACCCAUUUUCAAUGCCCUGGCUGAGGGAAGGAGGUUCUCACCCAAGAUUUGACGGUACAUGGCCCCGUCCAUCGUCCCUUUGAUGCGGUGAAGUUGUCCUGUCCCCUUAGCAGAAAAACACCCGCAAAGUAUAAUGUUUCCACCUCCAUGUUUGUCAGUGGGGAUGGUGUUCUUGGGGUCAUAGGCAGCAUUCCUCCUCCUCCAAACACGCCGAGUUGAGUUGAUGCCAAAGAGCUCCAUUUUGGUCUCAUCUGACCACAACACUUUCACCCAGUUCUCCUCUGAAUCAUUCAGAUGUUCAUUGGCAAACUUCAGACAGGCAUGUAUAUGUGCUUUCUUGAGCAGGGGGACCUUGCGUCGCUGCAGGAUUUAAGUCCUUCACGGCGUAGUGUGUUACCAAUUGUUUUCUUGGUGACUAUGGUCCCAGCUGCCUUGGGAUCAUUGACAAGAUCCUCCCGUGUAGUUCUGGGCUGAUUCCUCACCGUUCUCAUGAUCAUUGCAACUACACAAGGUGAGAUCUUGCAUGGAGCCCUAGGCCGAAGGAGAUUGACAGUUAUUUUGUGUUACUUCCAUUUGCAAAUAAUCACACCAACUGUUGUUACCUUCUCACCAAGCUGCUUGGCGAUGGUCUUGUAGCCCAUUCCAGCCUUGUGUAGGUCUACAAUCUUGUCCCUGACAUCCUUGGAGAGCUCUUUGGUCUUGGCCAUGACGGAGAGUUUGGAAUCGGAUUGAUUGAUUGCUUCUGUGGACAGGUGUCUUUUAUACAGGCAACAAGCUGAGAUUAGGAGCACUCCCUUUAAGAGUGUGCUCCUAAUCUCAGCUCAUUACCUGUUUAAAAGACACCUGGGAUCCAGAAAUCUUUCUGAUUGAGAGGGGGUCAAAUACUUAUUUCCCUCAUUAAAAUGCAAAUCAAUUUAUAACAUUUUUGACAUGUGUUUCUCUGGAUUAUUUUGUUGUUAUUCUGUCUCUCACUGUUCAAAUAAACCUACCAUUAAAAUGAUAGACUGAUCAUGUCUUUGUCAGUGGGCAAACGUACAAAAUCAGCAGGGGAUCAAAUACUUUUUUCCUUCACUGUAUGUGUGCCUGCGUGUGCUCGCAUAUGUAUGCCUUUUUCCGGUGUGUGUGUAAUGUAUGUGUCUGCAUGCAUGGAUGUACGUGUGUGUGUGUGUGCGUGUGUGUGUGUGUGUGUGUGUGUGUGUGUGUGUGUGUGUGUGUGUGUGUGUGUGUGUGUGUACGCACGUUCAUGUAGGUGUGUGCGUUCACUCGGGUAUGUGUGUAAAAUACUGCUGAGUGACUAUUCCCAGAUACGAUCAGUGAAGAUCUUCUGGCUCCUGCUGUCUGUCAUCAGUGUGUUCUGUCAGCCCGUUAUCUAGAUGGAAAGACCUGUAAUAACAUGUUACACAACACCUCCUCGGAUGGCACUGAGACUGGGGAGUGUGUGUGUGUGUGUGUCUGUGUGCUAAUUCUUUUCCUAAUGGGUGUGUGUGUACAUGUGUAUGUGUUUGUGUGUGUGUGUAUAUUUGUGUGUGUGCGCUCAUUAUUCUCCUAAUGGGUAUGUAUGUCUGACAUUCUCACGUGAUAACAGAUGCACAGCAUGUUGAUGAGAGAGAAAGGGAGAGAGAUAGAUUAUAUAAGCUAGAACGAUAUACAGUGCAUUCGGAAAGUAUUCAGACCCCUUCCCUUUUUCCACAUUUUGUUACAUUACAGCCUUAUUCUAAAAUGGAUUAAAUAAAUAAAAAUCCUCAUCAAUCUACACACAAUACCCCAUAAUGACAAAGCGAAAACAAGUUUUUAUACAUUUUUGCAAAUGUAUAAAAAAAUUCAAGCAGAAAUACCUUAUCUACAUAAGUAUUCAGACCCUUUGCUAUGAGACUCGAAAAUGAGUUCAGGUGCAUCCUGUUUCCAUUGAUCAUCCUUGAGAUGUUUCUACAACUUGAUUGGAGUCCACCUGUGGUCAAUUCAAUUGAUUGCACAUGAUUUGGAAAGGUCCCACAGUUGACAGUGCAUGUCAGAGCAAAAACGAAGCCAUGAGGUCGAAGGAAUUGUCCAUAGAGCUCCGAGAUAGGAUUGUGUCGAGGCACAGAUCUGGGGAAGGGUACCAAAAAAUAUCUGCAGCAUUGAAGGUCUCCAAGAACACAGUGGCCUCCAUUCUUAAAUGGAAGAAGUUUUGAACAACCGAGACUCUUCCUAGAACUGGGCGCCCGGCCAAACUGAGCAAUCAGGGGAGAAGGGCUUUGGUCAGGGAGGUGACCAAGAACCCGAUGGUCACUCUGUCAGAGCUCCCGAGUUCCUCUGUGGAGAUGGGAGAACCUUCCAGAAGGACAACCAUCUCUGCAGCACUCCACCAAUCAGGCCUUUAUGGUAGAGUGGCCGGACGGAAGCCACUCCUCAGUAAAAUGCACAUGACAGCCGGCUUGGAGUUUACCAAAAGGCACCUAAAGGACUGUCACACCAUGAGAAACAAGAUUAUCUGGUCUGAUGAAACCAAGAUUGAAAUCUUUGGCCUGAAUGCCAAGCGUCACGUCCGGAGGAAACCUGGCACCAUCCCGACGGUGAAGCAAGGUUGUGGCAACAUCGUGCUGUGGGGAUGUUUUUCAGCGGCAGGGACUGGGAGACUAGUCAGGAACGAGGGAAAGAUGAAGGGAGCUAAGUACAGAGAGAUCCUUGAUGAAAACCUGCUCCAGAGCGCUCAGGACCACAGACUGGGAGGAAGGUUCACCCUCCAACAGGACAACGACCCUAAGCACUCAGCCAAGACAAUGCAGGAGUGGCUUCGGGACAAGUCUCUGAAUGUCCUUGAGUGGCCCAGCCAGAGCAUGGUCUUGAACCCGAUCGAACAUCUCUGGAGAGACCUGAAAAUAGCUGUGCAGCGACGCUCCCCAUCCAACCUGACAGCGCUUGAGAGGAUCUGCAGAGAAGAAUGGGAGUACCUCCCCAAAUACAGGUGUGCCAAGCUUGUAGCGACAUACCCAAGAAGACUCGAGGCUGUAAUCGCUGCCAAAGGUGAUUCAACAAAGUACUGAGUAAAGGGUCUGAAUACUUAUGGAAAUGUGAUAUUUCCGUUUUAAUUGUAAUUUUAUUUUUAACUCUAUAAACCUGUUCUUGCAUUGUCAUUAUGGGGUAUUGUGUGUAGAUUGAUGAGGGGGAAAAACAAUGUAAUCCAUUUUAGAAUAAGGCUGCAACGUAACAAAAUGUGGAAAAAGUCAAGGGGUCUGAAUACUUUCCGAAGGCACUAGAUAGAUAGAGAGAUAGAGAGAUAGAUAAAUAGAUAGAUACAAUUGAAGUCUGAACUUUACAUACACCUUAGCCAAAUACAUUUAAACUCAGUUUUUCACAAUUCCUGACAUUUAAUCCUAGUAACAAUUCCCUGUUUUAGGUCAGUUAGGAUCACCACUUUAUUUUAAGAAUGUGAAAUGUCAGAAUAAUAGUAGAGAGAAUGAUUUAUUUCAGCUUUUAUUUCUUUCAUCACAUUCCCAGUGGGCCAGAAUCUUACAUACACUCAAUUAGUAUUUGAUAGCAAUGCCUUUAAAUUGUUUAACUUGGGUCAAACGUUUCGGGUAGCCUUCCACAAGCUUUCCACAAUAAGUUGGGUGAAUUUUGGCCCAUUCCUCCUGACAGAGCUGGUGUAACUGAGUCCGGUUUGAAGGCCUCCUUGCUCGCACAUGCUCUUUCAGUUCUGCCCACAAAUGUUCUAUAGGAUUGAGGUCAGGGCUUUGUGAUGGCCACUCCAAUACCUUGACUUUGUUGUCCUUAAGCCAUUUUGCCACAACUUUGGAAGUAUGCUUGGGGUCAUUUUCCAUUUGGAAGACCCAUUUGCGACCAAGCUUUAACUUCCUGACUGAUGUCUUGAGAUGUUGCUACAAUAUAUACACAUCAUUUUCCUUCCUCAUGAUGACAUCUAUUUUGUGAAGUGCACCAGUCCCUCCUGCAGCAAAGCACGCCCACAGCAUGAUGCUGCUACCCCCGUGCUUCACGGUUGGGAUGGUGUUCUUCGGCUUGCAAGCGUCCCCCUUUUUCCUCCAAACAUAACGAUGGUCAUUAUGGCCAAACAUUUCUAAUUUUGUUUAAUCAGACCAGAGGACAUUUCUCCAAACAGUACGAUCUUUGUCCCCAUGUGCAGUUGCAAACCGUAGUCUGGCUUUUUUAUGGCGGUUUUGGAGUGGUGGCUUCUUCCUUGCUGAGCGGCCUUUCAGGUUAUGUCGAUAUAGGACUUGUUUUACUGUGUAUAUAGAUACUUUUGUACCUGUUUCCUCCAGCAUCUUCACAAGGUCAUUUGCUGUUGUUCUGGGAUUGAUUUGCACUUUUCGCACCAAAGUACGUUCAUCUCUAGGAGACAGAACGCGUCUCCUUCCUGAGCGGUAUGACGGCUGCGUGGUCCCGUGGUGUUUAUACUUGCGUACUAUUGUUUGUACAGAUGAACGUGUUACCUUCAGGCGUUUGGAAAUUGCUCCCAAGGAUGAACCAGACUUGUGGAGGUCUACCAUUUUUUUUCUGAGUUCUUGGCUGAUUUCUUUUGAUUUUCCCAUGAUGUCAAGCAAAGAGGCACUAUGUUUGAAGGUAGGCCUUGAAAUACAUCCACAGGUACACCUCCAAUUGACUCAAAUUAUGUCAAUUAGCCUAUCAGAAGCUUCUAACGCCAUGACAUCAUUUUCUGGAAUAUUCCAAGCUGUUUAAAGGCACAGUCAACUUAGUGUAUGUAAACUUCUGACCCACUGGAAUUGUGAUACAGUGAAUUAUAAGUUAAAUAAUCUGUAUGUAAACAAUUGUUGGAAAAAUCACUUGUGUCAUGCACAAAGUAGAUGUCGUAACCGACUUGCCAAAACUAUAGUUUGUUCACAAGAAAUUUGUGGAGUGGUUGAAAAACAAGUUUUAAUUACUCCAACCUAAGUGUAUGUAAACAUCUGACUUCAACUGUAGAUAGAUAGAUUGAUAGAUUGUGGAGAGGGGAAGAAGGGGAGAAAGAGAAAGAGAAAGAGAGAAAGGUGAGAGAGAUGUCAAUAUGUGAUAGAGAGAGAUGAUGAUAUGCGAGAGAGAGAAUGAAUGAGGAAAUGAGAGAAAGAAAGAUAAAGAGAAAGAAGACAAACAGACUAUGGUCCUCCAGGGAGGGAUCUGUUCAUCCCACACAUAUCGAGGGAUCAGGAAAACAAAUGUUCCUGGGAUACGUACUCACACAGCACGGACCGGCCCAGCACUCCUUCCAUCCGUCUCUAAGUUCCAUUGUUAGAGCUGAAUUCCCUAAAGGCAGAGCGGGGAGAAGCAGGGAUAAGCAGCUCAACCUUUAAAAAUGCUUCACCGGGCAGCACGUUGUUGGAAAGUACUGUAUAGAUGUAAGGGUUGGUGUGAGGUGUGACCCAGGUGUGGUGCAGGAUAUACAGUAGGCAGUAGGCAGUAGGCAGAGAUGGUGAAACAAGGAUCUUUACUGGUGGUCCCAAAGCCAGAAUACAAAAUAACGGACUUAUCACAAUAAACCAAUGGCGGAGCAAAUAAGUCUCCAAAAACCGGCUGACAGCCAAAAUACGAAAUACUACCUAAGACCGAAACAAAUAACGAAACAGGGAGAACACAUCUCAAGUACCUGUACAUAGAUAUCUGAUCAGACACUGAGUAGUACUGCUGGACAUAGAGAAACUAGCAGAGAAAAUUGAGCAAGGGAACACAGGGAAGUUAGGGCAUAUAAGGUUGUCGGAGGAUGACACCUAGUGGGUCGCGCCGGAACUGCGACCCCCUCCUGUAACAUAUAGAGGCCAGAGAUUAUUAUCUAGAGUACAUUGUGUAUCAAGUCAGAGCAAAGGAAGGACCAGGGUCGUAUUCAGUGAGACACAACGUAGCAAAACGUAUUGCAACGGAAAAAACGAAAAUCUGUGUUCUUAUUGGACAGGUUUAUGUAGUACCUCACUGUUUCUGGACGCUUUCUCCCUACUGAACACGACCCAGUGCAUGAAAGAGUAGGCUACAGCAAGAGAAAAGCAUUGUGCUAAAGUGAAUAGAUAUUGAUUCACUGCUAUGGAGAUAUAAGUAUACAUACUGUAAAGUUAUGUACAGUAGGCUAAGGAGAUCCAUGUACAAUAGUAACUUUGAGAGAAAGAGCAUGAGUAUAUGUGACUCGUUUCAGAAAACUAGGCGUAUGUCGCACGUCACUACUUCACAGGAGAGGCAUUUGAACGUAAACAUUUAUUUUUGAUCAAAAUGCGCUUUUUGACAGAAAUGCCUUCUGGAACAUGUGAACUUUCAUGUGCCUUAAUAACAAACUUGUAUGCCAUUUAUAAAUACAAAUACAAUUGUUAAAUUACUAGCCUAGUUGGUUUAGCUUCAGAAAAAGACAGGAACCUUCCCACUAGCCAUGAUUGGCUGAGGUAAUAGAUGGGCUGGACAUGCCGAGAGAUUAGUUCAGGUUGGUCUGCCGUGUAGCUUGCUUCUGUCUAUAACAUGAGCUGCUCAGUAUGUGUAGGUAAUCCUUUCUAACGCAGCUUUUUCUAAAGAUAUCACGAAGAACUCCAAAAGUGUUUUAUUGCAAAUAUGUGGAGGGAGUCGAAAAGAGAACACACAGAAGGCUGUUGUACAAAACAUCUGUCUCCGGACUAUAUCUUUAAACUAAGGGCAACCAUGGCAUCCGUGACAGAGACAGAGAAGCGUUCAUCCAUGUACACAGGUAAGAGAGUCUAGCAACAGUGGUUCUUCCUUUAAAAGUGCGUCGUACUGCAGCACAGCUUGCGGGUUGCCACAGAAUUGUAUGACACGGUGUUUGACUGUCAGCCAUUGUUGCCAUUAAUGCUAGUUAGUGCUAGUUUGACCACCAGAGGGCAUCUUUGAGAAGCUAAGUUACUGAAAUGACAUGGAGCUGUAGGCCUAAGAGUCCUGUUUACUGUAGCUGUUUUAGCGCAACUUACCUAUUGGCAAAGCAUACAGUACAAUUCAUCCAUGUCUUUAAAUACAGUCAAGCAUUUUAGUUAUAAAACGAAAUAACAAAGGGAGCCUUGAAUAAUUAAACAAUGAAUAAACCGCAACAUGUCGGCUAAAGCGAUUUAAUUCAGGAAUGCAUUUGACUCUUAUUGAUACUGGCUGUACAAGAGACUUUAAAACCUUUUUUUGUUAGAACAGACUAUAUGGGAUAGAUUUUUAGAAAUGUAGCUUAAUUAAUUUGCAUAUUAUUAUGGUGUUUCUUGUCACAACCUGAUCGGUUUCACCUGUCUUGUGGUUGUCGCCACCUCUCACCAGGUGUCUCCAAUUUGUCCCCAUUAUCCCCUGUGUAUUUAUACCUGUGUUUUCUGUUUGUCUGUUGCCAGUUCGUCUUGUCUCGUCAAGCUUACCCACGGUUUUCCCGUACUCCUGUUUUGCUCUAGUCCCUGUUUUCCUGUUUUUCCUGGUUUUGACCAUUCCGCCUGCCCUGACCCUGAGCCUGCAUGCUGUUCUGUACCUUGUGACACUAUUCUGGAUUACCGACCUCUGUCUGCCCCGACCCUGAGCCUGCCUGCCGUUUCCGUACCUUUCGGACUCUGCUCUGGAACAAAAAUGAUUUUUUUACUGUAGCUGUUUUAGUGUAACUUACUUAUUGGCAUAAAGGCCUACUUCAAUAUACAGUAUAUCAAUCAAUCAUUCAUUAAUUUGUGCAUGUCAUCACACAGCAUACAAUUCAUCCGUGUCUUUAAAUACAGUCAAGCGUUUUAGUUAUAAAAUGAAAUAACAAAGGGAGCCUUGAAUAAUUCAACAAUUAAUAAACUGCAACAUGUCAGAGAACUGUAUUCUAAAAAUAAAUACACAGCAUCUACAGUGGUACAAAUAUAUGAUUGAAUUUGAUUUAAAAAACUGUUUUAAAAUGUAUAUGUUUAUUAGGCUACUGUGCAGUCUGACAAAAACCAACAGGACAAUGAGAUGUUUACUGUAGCCUACAUAGUAAACAUAGUAAAGUGCCUAAUUCGGUUACACAUCCUUGGAAUUGCAGAACAGCAUAACGGUCUGGACGGCCCUUGCUGUGCCUGAUGAGCAGUUCGUCAAGUUCUGUUGUCAGAAGAGGAAUGGAAAUGUCAGGUUGAACCGAUGACCUGACGAAUCCACCACGUUUGUUGACUCUGCUUGUCGGAGGUGGAGUUCCAGAGCUCACAGGUGUGCCUGGCAUGGCUUGUGACUCCAUCUCAUUCCUUGCCCUCUUCAAUGCGUCGUUCUCCGCCUGACCCUCCGCCAAUGCCGCCUGACUCUCCGCCAAUGCCGCCUGGCUCUGGACCAAUGUCUCAGCUGUCGCUCGUAUCUCUGCCCUCAGAGAAUGUUUCUCUUUCUGUUGGUCUGCCUUCAAUGACUCGAUCUCUGUCUUCAAAGUUUGAAUCUGAUCCAUGUGCACCUUCAUCAGAUGACCAGAAUGGUACAACCCUGAGCCCCCAUCGAUUACAGUGGCCUAUUUUAAGAUUUACAAGUGACUCCUACACACAAAUGCUGCGUACAGGAAAACAUUUUAAGGAUCUAGGAAAACUCACCGCUUUCUUGGGAACCGUGCGUUUUUUCGGUGCGGCCUGUUGUCCAGCCCUAUGUCCACUGAUCUCCACGGAUGGUUGUCGGUAUGGUUGUAACCCUGGAACGGGUAGCCCCAUAGAAAGAAUCUGGCUUGCUGAAAACUAUGUCCAUUCCGUCUGUUCUCUUUAGAGAUAAACAGAUCAUUUUUGAAUGGUAACUGUGUUAAGGGCGGAGUUUGGGGCGGGGUGAGGAGUACUGGAAAGGUGUGACUCCAGGUUACAAUAGGCCAUAAGUAUACAGCAGACCUCCCACUGUCCUCACUUUGAUUAUACUGUAGCUAUUAUGCUGUAGCAACAUACUAUAGCACCAUGACCAGGAUCACUAUUCAGUUAAGUGAGCAGAUUAGGGCUUUCAGGAGGAGCGGAAAAUCUACUGGAGACAUUUCAAAAAUACUGUUAGACUUGGGGAUUACGGUCACGGACAGUGCUAUUCGCAAACACUAUCAUCAGAUGCCUGUGUUACGCAGAACGCGAAAGCCCAGGAAAAUGAACAGGUACAGUAGGCUACAAUACUGUACAGUGGGCCUAAUAAUGCUACAAAUAUUGCUUAAAUAAAUCUACUGCUGGUCUUUACUGUCUGCUGCACAUUUUUACAUUGUAUUCCAUUUUCAGCGAGACUAUUCAAUCCAUCGACUCACUGAUGGAUGAAGAUGAUGAGCGAUCGGCAAAAGCCAUCUGGAAUCUGCUGGCAUCGCGGCACAACAUCAACAUCGCUCUAAUCACAGUCAGAAGACAGUUGAAGAAACUUGAGUGGACUUAUGGAAAGGCUCGGUAAGACAUUUAUAUAUAUAUAUGUAUAUAUUACUUUUUUCAGAACAUUAACCAUGUGUGUUCUCUUGUUUGUACUGUUCUGUAGUUUCGACCCAAUAAUUAGUCUGACAAACAAAGAACUUUGCGUGCCGCGGGCCCAGGCAUGGAUCAAAGCUGGCGAGACAUUCAAUGACGUCAUCUUCACGGACGAAUCAACCGUGGCCCUUGAGCUAUUUGCUCAAAAUUGCUACAAAACAAAUGGAAGAAGAUCAAGCAAGCCAAGACUCAAGCAUCCCCUCAAACUCCAUGUGUGGGAG